This is a messenger RNA of Colletotrichum navitas, 1870 nucleotides long. RefSeq names its product Zinc/iron permease. Gene Ontology annotation, molecular function: zinc ion transmembrane transporter activity. The transcript has 3 exons. Gene Ontology annotation, cellular component: plasma membrane. The coding region runs from base 482 to 1870 and encodes 462 amino acids. NCBI's taxonomy places the organism in Eukaryota, Fungi, Ascomycota, Sordariomycetes, Glomerellales, Glomerellaceae. Gene Ontology annotation, biological process: zinc ion transmembrane transport. The record is from RefSeq and is a predicted model, not a curated record.
CCAGGAGCCCCUCGCUUCGCUACAAUUACGUUAAUUUGCACAGAUUGCACCUGUCAAUGUGCUGCUGCAGGGGGGCUCCGACCCCUGUUCUCCAGCAAAUCCAAGGGGCUAAGCGGGCUGCCUCCUCCCCCAGAUACGGUGAUGCGCAUGUUUCCAUCAGGGGAAAUUCGAGACACAGUGUACCAAGGAGAAUCUUGAAGCCUCCAGACCUAGGCGCUCCGCCUCCCUGGACUGUGUGCUACGUAGCAUGUUUGCUUGCGUCUUUCUAAACUUUGCUGUGCCUGCUCACGACGAGCCUCCCAAAAAAUACACUUCUUUCGGGUCCCAGACUUGGGACGAAGGCCAGGCCCAAUCCACCAUCCAGUUUCGCUUGGCCACUCACUUCUCUGUGGCUUCUUUCCUUCGUUCCCUUCCUCUGCAUGGUCUCUGUGCAGAGUCGCCAUGGUAUUGAGCCAGAAAUCAUUGCUGUCAGCUGUCCAGAAUGGGUGAUACCGAAGCUUCGGGAGUGUGGGCACGAGAUGCCGCCUCCUGGGCCUCCAUACCGACCGAACUCCUCCUCGCUGAGCUCUCGAAAAGACACGGUCAUGGUGGUGCUGCCAAAGCAGAAGUGGCUGCCAAGCCGCAGUGCGGUUCUUCGAGUAAAGAAUCUUACGACACCGCGUUGCACAUUGGUGCCCUCAUCCUGAUAUUGGCGUUGAGCACGAUCUCUUGCGGCAUCCCCCUUCUUCCUCGAAGGUCAUCGAAAGGCCGCCCCCAGAGUAGAAUCCUCUUCUACUGUCAACACUUUGGCACCGGCGUGCUCCUCGCGACAUCCUUCGUCCAUCUUCUCCCAACAGCUUUCGCCUCCCUCACCGACCCUUGCCUCCCCUACCUCUUCAGCCAAGGCUACACGCCGAUGGCCGGCUUGAUCGCUCUGGUAGCCGCACUCUCCGUUGUCGCGCUCGAGUCCUACUUGGCAACCCGGGGUGCCGGCCAUUCUCAUUCACAUUCACACGAGUACGAGUACUGGAGCGAGGAAGGCGGCGCCCAAUCUCCCGUCGGAAACCGACAAGCGACAGCAAGCAUGGCAUCACACAGACACGGCUCUCAUCGCCCGGAAGAUAUCAACCUCGACAAUAUGGAUCCUACUCAAGGGCUGAUGGCCGGCGCCUCGCCUCUGCCCAGUUCGACGCCGACACAAGCGAAAGCAAAAACCAGGCUCGCACACGGACGUGACAGCUUCGACGACACUGACGACGAGGACGAAGACAUUGACCUCGACGUCAACGAGUUGGACCCCGUGACUACCGGUGAGCCCAGAGGACGACCAAGCUCGCCCGGUAGCCGCCCCAAGAUUGCAGUCACGCCGGGCGCACCCCACAUUGUCACAAAAGAGGAGCAAAGCAAGCUUCUUCGGCAGUGUCUCCUGUUGGAGGGUGGCAUUCUCUUCCACAGCGUCUUCAUCGGCAUGGCCAUCUCGGUAGCUACAGGCCCGACCUUCAUCGUCUUUCUCAUAGCCAUCAGCUUCCACCAGACGUUUGAGGGGCUUGCCCUCGGAAGCCGCAUCGCCGCAAUCCAGCUGCCCAGGUCGUCGCUUCGUCCGUGGCUUAUGGUUCUCGCGUUCGGCGGGACGACGCCGCUCGGCCAGCUCAUCGGCUUGAUCGUACAUAAUAUGUACGAUCCCAUGAGCCAGACCGGAUUGUUGAUGGUUGGCUUCAUGAACGCUAUCUCGGCGGGCUUGCUCCUCUUCGCUGGGCUUGUGCAACUACUGGCGGAGGAUUUCCUCUCAGAGAAGAGCUAUAAGCUUUUGCAAGGCAGGAAAAGGCUUAAUGCUUACAUGGCCGUGGUUGGCGGAGCGUCACUGAUGGCCUUGGUAGGGGCGUUUGCUUAA